Messenger RNA from Phytophthora sojae, 1983 nucleotides. RefSeq lists its product as hypothetical. NCBI's taxonomy places the organism in Eukaryota, Oomycota, Peronosporomycetes, Peronosporales, Peronosporaceae. Gene Ontology annotation, molecular function: AMP binding; acetyl-CoA synthetase activity. The transcript has a single exon. Bases 1 to 1983 code for a protein of 660 amino acids. The record is from RefSeq and is a predicted model, not a curated record.
AUGGGCGACAUCGCAGGCAUCAGUUUCAACGGCGUGUACCCGGUCAACCCGGAGCUGGCCAAGACGGCGCACGUCGGCAGCCUCGAGCAGUAUGAGGCCAUGCACAAGCGCUCGCUCGAGGAUUCGGAGAACUUCUGGGGCGAGCUGGCCCGCGAGAACCUCGACUGGUUCCGCGACUUCGACCAGACCGUCGUGGGCACGGUGGCCAAGGGCGACGUGGGUUGGUUCCUCAACGGCCAGCUCAACGUGAGCGUCAACUGCAUCGACCGUCAUGUCAAGAAGCACCCGAACAAGACGGCCAUCAUCUGGGAGGCCGACGAGAUCGGUGAGGGCCGCAACAUCUCGUACACGGAGCUGUUGGAGGAGACGUGCCGCAUCGCUAACGCCAUGAAGCACGCCGGUGUCAAGAAGGGUGACACCGUCGCUCUCUACAUGCCCAUGAUCCCGGAGACCGUCUUCGUCAUGCUGGCCUGUACGCGUAUCGGUGCGGCCCACAGCAUGGUCUUCGCGGGUCUGUCCGCGGACGCUCUUCGUGACCGUGUCGUGGACGCCAAGACCAAGUGGGUGUUCACGGCCGAUGAGGGCCGUCGCGGUGGCCGCACGUUGCCCCUCAAGAAGACGGUCGAUGUGGCCCUGAACGGCCUCGACUUCGUGCAGAAGGUCUUCGUGUUCAAGCGUACUCACAACCCGGAGGUGAACAUGAACCCGGCCAUCGACGUUGACAUGGACGCCGAGCUGCUGCUCCACCGCCCGUACUGCCCCGCUGAGUUCAUGAACGCCGAGGACCUCAUGUUCAUCCUGUACACGUCGGGAUCCACGGGCACGCCCAAGGGUAUCGCGCACACUACAGCGGGUUAUCUGCUGUACGCAAUGAUGACGGCCAAGUACGCGUUCGACAUCCACGACGACGACGUCUUCGCUUGUGUCGCUGACUGUGGUUGGAUCACGGGCCACAGCUACAUCGUCUACGGCCCGCUGGCUAACGGUGUGGCCACCGUCAUGUUCGAGAGCACGCCAAUGUACCCGGACCACGGCCGCUACUGGGACCUGGUGCAGCGCCACAAGGUGACCAAGUUCUACACGGCCCCGACGGCCAUCCGCGCGCUUAUGGCCCGUGGUGACGACAAGAUCCGCGAGUACGACCUGUCGAGCCUGAAGGUGCUGGGCAGCGUGGGCGAGCCGAUUAACCCGGAGGCGUGGAAAUGGUACUACGAGGUGGUGGGCAACCGCGAGUGCUACAUCGUGGACACGUACUGGCAGACUGAAACGGGUGGACACAUUGGUGUUGGCCUGCCCGGCGCGACGCCUAUGAAGCCUGGUUCGUGCUCGAAGCCGUUCUUCGGCAUCGAUUUCGUGGUGACGGACGAGAACGGUAAUGAGAUCGAGGGCAAUGGUAUCGAGGGCCAGCUGUGCAUCCGCUCGCCGUGGCCCGGCAUGGCCCGCACCGUGUACGGCGAUCACAACCGCUACCUGGAGGUAUACACCGCUUCGCACAAGGGCCUGUACUUCACCGGUGACGGCUGCCGUCGCGACAAAGAUGGCUACUACUUCAUCACGGGCCGUAUCGACGACGUGCUGUGCACGUCUGGCCACCGGAUUGGCACGGCCGAGCUGGAGAGCACUCUUGUGGGCCACACCGCGGUGGCCGAGGCGGCCGUCAUCGGUAUCCCGCACCGCAUCAAGGGUGAGGGUAUCUGCUGCUACAUCACGCUGGUGGACGGCGUCGAGUCUACCCCGGAAGUCGAGAAGCAGCUUGUACUGGAGGUCCGUUCGAAGAUCGGCGCGUUCGCGGCGCCUGACAUCAUCGUCAUGGUCCCUGAGCUGCCCAAGACGCGCAGUGGCAAGAUUGUGCGUCGCGUGCUGCGCAAGAUCUCCCACGGCGAGGAGGACUCUCUGGGAGACAUGUCGACGCUGGCCGAGCCCGAGGUGGUGCCCGUGCUGAUCAGCGCCAUGCGUUCGGCUCUGGUUGGAAAGUCGCUGUAA